Marmota monax (woodchuck) is the source of this 3483-nucleotide messenger RNA. It is a transcript of the gene Plek2, whose product is annotated as pleckstrin 2. Bases 49 to 1425 code for a protein of 458 amino acids. Gene Ontology annotation, cellular component: plasma membrane. The transcript has 9 exons. Gene Ontology annotation, biological process: intracellular signal transduction; actin cytoskeleton organization. The record is from RefSeq and is a predicted model, not a curated record. NCBI's taxonomy places the organism in Eukaryota, Metazoa, Chordata, Mammalia, Rodentia, Sciuridae.
CCGGGUUAAAUCUGGGGCGGAGGAAACUGGGCAGAGACUGGCAGAGUUAUGAAGCGCAGGGCACCCCAAGGGCGCCCUGCCAGGUCGGAGAAAGCUGGGGCGGGGUUGGCAGACUCUGCACCUAAGACUAAUCACCGGCCUUGGAGCACCUUCAGGUGGGACGUGGAGGCAAAGAUCCCAACCCUGCCCGACUUCCUGCCCGGGAGGCCCCGCGGUCUCCGGCUCUGGACAAGCGCCAGGGAGGCGUCGCCCGCCGGUGUCGGAGCGGCUUCCUGGGCGCAGUGGGCGCGGGCUGCGCGGGCGCGGAAAAGCGCGAAGCGUCGGGACAGCUCACUGGGGUGGCCCGGGCGUGCGGGCGGCUACAUGGAGGACGGCGUGCUCAAGGAGGGUUUCCUGGUGAAGAGGGGCCACAUUGUCCACAACUGGAAGGUGCGAUGGUUCAUCCUUCGGCAGAACACACUGCUGUACUACAAGCUUGAGGGGGGUCGGAGAGUGGCCCCUCCCAAGGGCCGGAUCCUCCUGGAUGGCUGCACCAUCACCUGCCCCUGCCUGGAUUAUGAAAACCGUCCGCUCCUCAUUAAGCUGAAGACCAGAACUUCCACAGAGUACUUCCUGGAGGCCUGUUCUCGAGAGGAGAGGGACGCAUGGGCCUUUGAGAUAACAGGAGCCAUCCAUGCAGGGCAGCCCGGGAAGGUCCAGCAGCUCCACAUAUUAAAAAACUCCUUCAAGCUGCCCCCUCACAUCAGUCUGCACCGCAUCGUGGACAAGAUGCAUGAUAGCAGCAGCGGGAUCCGGCCAAGCCCCAACAUGGAGCAGGGAAGCACCUACAAAAAGACCUUCCUGGGCUCCUCUCUGGUGGACUGGCUCAUCUCCAGCAGCUUCGCGGCCAGCCGUCUGGAGGCGGUGACGCUGGCCUCUGUGCUCAUGGAGGAGAACUUCCUCAGGCCUGUGGGUGUCCGGAGCAUGGGAGCCAUUCGCUCCGGUGACCUGUCUGAGCAGUUCCUGGACGACUCCACAGCCCUGUACACUUUUGCUGAGAGCUACAGGAAGAAGCCAAGCCCCAAGGAAGAAAUCAGUCUGAGCACGGUGGAGUUAAGCGGCUUGGUGGUCAAGCAAGGCUUUCUGUCCAAGCAGGGUCACAAGAGGAAAAACUGGAAGGUGCGACGCUUUGUUCUGAGGAGGGACCCUGCUUUCCUGCAUUACUACGACCCAGCCAAAGAAGAGAACAGGCCAGUGGGUGGGUUUUCUCUUCGUGGUUCACUGGUGUCUGCUCUGGAGGACAAUGGCGUUCCCACUGGGGUUAAAGGGAAUGUCCAAGGAAAUCUCUUCAAAGUGAUCACUAAGGAUGACAUACAUUAUUAUAUCCAGGCCAGCAGCAAGGCUGAACGAGCAGAGUGGAUUGAAGCUAUCAAAAAGCUGACAUGACAAGACUCUUGGGGAGCAGGACCAGGAUUCCUUCCUCCUACCAGAUGAUAGACAGGAUUUCCUGAGAAUGGAGUGUGUAAAUACUAUCAUGUUGGGCUGGGGAUGGAGCUCAGUGGAUCUGGGUUUGAUUUCCAGCAUCAAAAAAAAAAAAAAAAGUUUAACAUUAUACAUUUUGCACUGCUUUGGAGUGAGACUGCUGGAGUGAAUUCCUCAGGUGCCAGUGGUGGUGCUGUUUCCUUCUCUAUUUUCCCAUUACCAACCUGGAAAGCUAUUCUAGGACAGCCAUUAGGCAUCAGUAUCUUGACUUCUGCCCAUCAGGAUAGACAGCUAUGUCCUUGGAUCCCUUUUUGGAACUCUCUGUAUAUUUAGUUUUUUUUUAAUGUGGUGCUGGGGUCAAACCCAGUGCGUCAUGUAUCCUUUUUGAAACUCUGGCCAUUCUGUAAUAAAUAAAAUUCUACUCUUGAAGUAGCUUUCUCUGAAAUGUCAAUAUCUUAUUUUUUUCAAAUGCAAAUCAACAUUUGUUUCUGCUUUUAACUUCUAAACAAAGUUUUAUAGUUUUCAAAGGUUUCAUAAGUUGAGUAUGGAAACAUUUCAAGUGAUCUGUCACUAAGACUUUUUUUUUUUUUUUUUUUGCCCAGGAGCAUUCUACCACUGAGGUACAUUACUUUUUGAACUGCAAAUUGAAUCCAGGGGUGCUUUACCACUGAGCUAAACCUCCAGUCCUUAUUUCUUGAGACAGGGUCUUACUGAGUUUCUGGGGCUGGCCUGGAACUGGUGAUCCUUCUGUCUCAGCCUCCUUGGGGUUAUAGGCCUGCACCUCCAUUCCUGGAGAAACUUUGGUUUUAGAAUGAACACUGAGACAAAUAGGUACCAACGAACACCCCCAGUUGGGAGAUUAACCUAAAAUAGUGAAAAGUCUGUAUCAUAGUAUUUUUAAACAACAUUUUUAUUAUUUUCAAGUUUAUACAGUGAUCUGGCAUAAGCCAUUGCCAGUGUUCUUGCCAAGUACAAGUGCUUGGACUUCAAUGAAUAAAUAAAAUAUGUAACCUAUAUUUAAGGGGAGUGGCUACUUCCAUAGUGCUUAAAUAAAAACUUGUCCUCUUAAGACUGAACCGUCUCCUCUAUUAAUUUUGUCCCAUAAUAACUGACCAGGAUUGGGGAGUCCAAGCUGUUUUACCUUAUUCCUACCCUUUAAAGCACCAUUUUCUAUUUGGCCUUUUGCUAAUGUCUAAAGUCUAUUGAAUUUUAUUGCUUUAAAACAAUUUUUAAAAAGCGUUUAUUGCUUUUUGAGUAUUGAUUGGUGCUUAUCUGAAUUAAAGUACACUUGGUUUAAUGACUGCCCAAUCUCAAAAUUGGCACAAUGGUGCCUUUACAUGGGAAAUAGGAUUUCUAAGAAUUGGAAAGUAGGUGACCUUCAGCUUGAGGCAAAUCAGCGAAAUGGUACUAGCAUUAAAGCUUCUUAAAAAUCCCUACCAUUUAAAUUGUUCUUGAUGUACACGUGAAUUAUAAAUGGCUGAAGUAUGCCAGCUGAGUAAUAACUCUGCUUAGCAUGAUAGUGAUUAACAUCUCUAUAGCUCCCCAAAGUAUCUGAACAUUGUAUAAGAAUCAGCUUGUCUUGCUAUAAAAUCCAUAAAAAUAAAAGAAGUUCAAACCUUUCUAUUUCCUUUUCACCAUUUUCAAUUAAGGUAUGCACAAACAAGACUCAACCUGUUGCUAAUUUGGUUGUCAGAACUAACCAUUUGACCACAGAGGCUGAGGUGGAAUAAACAGGUAACCAUGAAUAUUUUCAAUGAAAAGGCUUUGGUGGAGAAUCAGGAUUUGGAUAGGCUGCUCAACUGUCAUUGUCUGUCCUGUUAGAGUUGUUCAGGAAUAUGUUGUUUACCUUGUCCUCAUGUAUCUUGUCCUUGUUUUAAGUCAGCAUAUAGACACUUUAGUUUAGUCUGUUCUCGUCCUCUUAUCAGUGAAACACUGAUCCUUUCUUUGGCUAGGGUCAACAAUUUACAAAAUUGUUGCAGAACUGAGCAAAAGGCCCACAUAGGAUUAAAAAAAAAAAAAUCA